CGUGGCAACUCAAAGCCGCCUCGUAAUUGUUGUCUUAUGUCGUGUGUAGCUUUCAGACAGUUCAAACUAUCGUUUAGCUUCACUAUCAAGUUUUAAACAUGUCUACCGGUCUAGUUCCCGAAAUUCCUGCUGCUGGAUUCUCCUUCGAUCUUUGCCAACGGAAUGAGUCCUUGGCUAAGAAGGGACAUCCUGUUCCAAAAGCUCAGAAAACUGGAACGACAAUCGCUGGAAUUAUCAUCAAGGAUGGUGUUAUUCUCGGUGCCGAUACUAGGGCCACGACUGAGAACAUUGUCGCUGACAAAAACAGCCAGAAAAUUCAUUUCAUCGCUCCAAACAUUUUCUGUUGUGGUGCAGGAACGGCUGCCGACACUGAUAAGACUACAGAGAUGAUCGCCAGUCAGCUGGAGCUCCACCGUUUGAACACUGGCCGUGUUGUUCGUGUGGCAAGUGCAGAUAAAUUACUGAAACAGCAUCUGUUCCGUCAUCAGGGGCACAUCGGUGCUGCUCUGGUACUGGGAGGAGUUGACAUCAAUGGCCCACAUCUUUAUGCUCUUUUCCCUCAUGGAUCCAGUGAGAGAUACAUGUUCACCACUAUGGGAUCUGGAUCUCUGGCUGCUAUGGCGGUUUUCGAAAGCAGGUGGAAGCCAGACAUGAAUGAAGAGGAUGGUAAAGCCCUUGUAGCUGAUGCUAUUCGUGCGGGUGUUUUCAACGACCUGGGGUCCGGUAACUCCGUCGACAUCUGUGUGAUUCGUAAUACAGAAAUUCGUGGGGCCAAUUUCGAUCCACGUGCUGCUGACUACAUUCGCCCCUAUCAAGUGGCCAACGUCAAGGGCCAGCGUUCAGGUAAUUAUCGUUAUAAGCGUGGUACUACAGCUGUCCUGGACAAAAGUGUUCGUCCAGUUAUCGUCGAGACGGAAACCGUUCGACGACUUGAGCCGGAAUCCAUGGACACCUCCUCGUAAAUAAUUUUCAACAGCUUUCACGAUGUUUUUUACAUUACUAUUAGAUUAUCUGAUUUUUGUGGAUUCUUUAAACAAUAAAAGAAUUGGUUCAACUUGGAA
Messenger RNA from Diachasmimorpha longicaudata, 1061 nucleotides. RefSeq names its product proteasome subunit beta type-7 (gene Prosbeta2). The record is from RefSeq and is a predicted model, not a curated record. The coding region runs from base 99 to 962 and encodes 287 amino acids. Gene Ontology annotation, molecular function: threonine-type endopeptidase activity. Gene Ontology annotation, cellular component: proteasome core complex. Lineage: Eukaryota; Metazoa; Arthropoda; Insecta; Hymenoptera; Braconidae. The transcript has 4 exons.